AAACAUUAGACAAUCUUUUGUGCUGACGCUUUUAUAAACAAUUGAAGGAAAGAUCAUAGAAAUUCAACAACAUUAAGAAAAAAGAAUAAAAUUGGAAGAAACCUCUUCUUAGUCUUUGAUCCGUUUUUCCUUAAACUCCGAUUAAGCUUUAACCCAAACCCUCUCUCCGGUGACCAAAAUCGUAAUUGUCUCCCAACACCUCAACAUGAACCCGCAAUCACCGGUUCGCCCCGAACCGGAUCAUCCGGCUCGUUUCGCCCUACCACCCGGUUCUCAUCGUAAAGUCGCGAUCGCCGUCGAUCUCAGCGACGAAAGUGCCUACGCCGUCCGAUGGGCCGUUCAAAACUACCUCCGACCAGGCGACACCGUGAUCCUCCUCCACGUCCGUCCAACCAGCGUCCUCUACGGCGCCGACUGGGGUCCCGUUGAAAAAACCCUAGACAUCAACGAAGGUGAUUCCUCAGAGGAAUCACAGCAGAAAAUCGAAGAUGAUUUCGCCAAUUUCACGGCGACGAAAGCGAGCGAUCUCGCGCAACCGUUGGUUGAGUCGCAAACUCCGUUCAAGAUCCACAUUGUGAAGGAUCAUGACAUGAAGGAGAGGUUGUGUUUGGAAGUUGAGAGGCUUGGAUUGAGUGCUGUGAUUAUGGGGAGCCGUGGAUUCGGUGCGGCGAAGAUAUCGUCUACGGGUAGACUGGGAAGUGUGAGUGAUUAUUGUGUUCGGCACUGUGUUUGUCCGGUUGUUGUUGUGCGUUAUCCGGAGGAGGAGAGUAAUGGCGGUGGAGUUCAGGGGAAAGAUAGUGUCGGUGGUUGUGAAAAAGUGGAGCUUCAUCCUGUGCCUGAGGAAGAACAGGAGGAGUAUCAUGAUGCUAAUGAUGAACAGAAAGGUGCUUAAAGAGGGUACAGAGCAAUAUCAAUACCCUAAUAACUUCAGAAAACGGUCGUAGCAUCAAGACACAAUUCAAAUGGAGAAGAAUAUGUUAAACUUAUUUGAAAAGAUUAUACACUGUAUAUCAAUUGUUUGGUUGGUUGGAAUUUGUAUGCGUUUGAACAGUUUGUUUUUAUACUGCUUCAAUAGUUUGAAUACGCUGUCUUUCAAUUUCGAUGAUUGAAAGCUGGAUUUGAAGGCUCUUGAUCCACCUCAUGUUAGGAAACCAAGUGUAGAUUUUAGAGACAAAGAAAACUUUGUUUUGUUGUCUUGUGUUUUAUGUGUGUCAUGUAAAUAUCCUCUUACUCUAUAGUAGUAGUAGUAGUAGAGUUUAUGAAUUCCCAUUUGUCUCUGAACAAAACACAUUUUGGGUUUGUUGUGUUGGAUUAUAAUACAAGUUUCAGGUUGUACUA
Molecule: messenger RNA, 1338 nt
Organism: Vicia villosa (hairy vetch)
Lineage: Eukaryota; Viridiplantae; Streptophyta; Magnoliopsida; Fabales; Fabaceae
Product: universal stress protein PHOS32-like
Exons: 3
Coding region: 206-892 (228 amino acids)
Source: RefSeq, a predicted model, not a curated record